Molecule: messenger RNA, 2984 nt
Organism: Nipponia nippon (crested ibis)
Lineage: Eukaryota; Metazoa; Chordata; Aves; Pelecaniformes; Threskiornithidae
Source: RefSeq, a predicted model, not a curated record
GUGUGUCCACGGGCGUCACCAUGCCUGGACGCGCGUCACCCGCGUGUCGCCGUGCCUGGACGCGUGUCACCCGCGUGCCCGCCUCCUGGAGGCCGGUGGACACGUGUGUCCACGGGCGUCACCAUGCCUGGACGCGCGUCACCCGCGUGUCGCCGUGCCUGGACGCGUGUCACCCGCGUGCCCGCCUCCUGGAGGCCGCCCAAGUGGCCGUGGGCCACCGAGGUGGCACCGGCAUCCUGGGCCGCGAGGACUACUACGUGCCCCCCGAGCGGCUGUGGGUCCCCCUGCGCUGGGUGGCCCCCGAGCUGCUGGCCGAGACCCGGGGGACACUCGCGGUGGCAGAGCAGAGCAAGGAGAGCAACGUCUGGUCGCUGGGGGUGACGCUGUGGGAGCUGUUCGAGUUGGGGGUCCAGCCCUACCGGCACCUCUCGGACCAGGAGCUCCUCGGCCGCCUGAUGCACCGGCGCCCGCUGGCCCUCGGCCGCCCCCGCCUCCGCCUGCCCCACGCCGACAGCUGGGACGUCCCCUUUGGCACUGGAGGUGGCCCCGUGGGGACAAGAGAGGCCACCGUUGACGCAAGGGACGUCCCCUUUGGCGUUGGAGAUGGCCCCGUGGGGACAGGAAAGGUCUUCGUUGACGCAAGAGAGGCCACCGUUGACAAGAGAGGUGGCACCUGGGGCACAAGGGACGUCCCCUUUGGCACUGGAGGUGGCCCCCUGGGGACGAGAGAGGCCACCGUUGACGUAAGGGACGUCCCCUUUGGCACUGGAGGUGGCCCCCUGGGGACGAGAGAGGCCACCGUUGACGUAAGGGACGUCCCCUUUGGCACUGGAGGUGGCCCCCUGGGGACGAGAGAGGCCACCGUUGACACGAGAGGUGGCACCUGGGGCACAAGGGACGUCCCCUUUGGAACUGGAGGUGGCCCCAUGGGGACGAGAGAGGCCACCAUUGACACAAGAGAGGCCACCGUUGACGCAAGGGACGUCCCCUUUGGCGUUGGAGAUGGCCCCGUGGGGACAAGAGAGGCCACCGUUGACACAAGAGAGGCCACUGUUGACACGAGAGAGGCCACCGUUGACACGAGAGGUGGCACCUGGGGCACAAGGGACGUCCCCUUUGGCGUUGGAGAUGGCCCCGUGGGGCCAAGAGACGCCACCGUUGACCAGAGAGGUGGCACCUGGGGCACAAGGGACGUCCCCUUUGGCACUGGAGAUGACCCCAUGGGGCCAAGAGAGGCCACCACUGCCCCCAGAGAUGGCAGCGCUGACACGAGUGACGGCGCCAUGGGGCCAAGAGAUGCCACCGCUGACACGAGAGGUGGCAGCUGGGGCACAAGGGACGUCCCCUUCGGCACCCCAGAUGGUCCCGUGGGGACAAGGAAUGUCACCUUUGGCACCAGAAACGGUGCCUGGGACACAAGGGACGUCCCCUUUGGCACCAGAGGUGCCCCCAUGGGGACAAGAAAGGCCACCGCUGACGGGAGAGGUGGCACCCUCGGCACCAGAGACGUCCCCGUGGGGACAAGAGAGGUCACCUUUGAGAGGAGAGACGGUGCCCAGGACGCAAGGGACGUCCCCUUUGGCAGCAGAGGUGGCCCCGUGGGGUCAAGAGAUGUCACCUUCGGCACGAGGGACGUCCCCUUUGGCAGCAGAGACGUCCCCAUGGGGUCCCCCUUCCCGGGCGCCGGCGUCCCCGUGGCCGUGGCCGUGCCACCACUGGCCGCGCUGGCCGAGGGUCCCGAGGAGGAGAAGGUGGCCCUGGUGGCCGGGGUUCUCGGGGACCCCCUCGGGGACACCCCCGCGGUCACCCCCCGGCCGGCCGGGGCCACCCAGGGCGGCACCCCAAGGGGGGGCGCGGGGAGAGAUGUCCCCAAAGCGGGCCCCAGGGACGUCCCCAAAGGGGUCCCCAAGGAGAUGCCAAGAGAUGUCCCCAAAGGGGGCCCCAGGGACGUCCCCAAAGGGGUCCCCGGAGAGGUGCCAAGAGACGACGCCCCCUCGGAGCUGCCCAAUGGCCUCCUCGGGGCGGUGCCCAGAUGGGGACCCGCAGCGCUGUCCCAAGAGGUCCCCGGAGAAGUGUCCCAAGAGGUCCCCAAAAGGGUCCCCAAGGAGGUGCCCGGAGAUGUCCCCAAAGGCGCCCCUGGAGAAGGUCCCCAAGGGGUCCCCAAGGAGGUGCUCGGCAAAGUCCCCAGCGGGGUCCCCGGGCAAGGGGCCCCCCAGGUCCCCGAAGGCGUCCCCGAGGAGAUGCCAAGAGAUGUCCCCAAAAGGGUCCCCGAGGAGAUGCCAAGAGAUGUCCUCGAGGGGUUCCCCAAGGAGAUGUUCAGAGAUGUCCCCAAAGGCGUCCCCAAAGAGAUGCCAAGAGAUGUCCCCAAGGAAAAACCAAGAGAUGGCCUCCAGGGGGUCCCCAAGGAGACGCCAAGAGAUGUCCCCAAGGAAACGCCAAGAGAUGUCCCCAAAGGCGUCCCCAAGGAGAUGCCAAGAGAUGUCCCCAAGGAGAUGCCAAGAGAUGUCCCCAAAGGCGUCCCCAAGGAGAUGCCAAGAGAUGUCCCCAAAGGCGUCCCCAAGGAGAUGCCCAAAGACGUCCCCAAGGAGAUGCCAAGAGAUGUCCCCAAGGAGAUGCCAAGAGACGUCCCCGAGGAGACGCCAAGAGAUGUCCCCAAGGAAACGCCAAGAAACGUCCCCGAAGGCGUCCCCAAGGAGGGACCCCCCGAGGCGUCCCCGUCCCCAAGGGCGUCCCCGUCCUCGCCGGGCCAGCGCCCCGGGGACAGCGGCUACGAGACGGAGACGUCACCGUCCCCCGCGGCAGGGGGCGGUGGCGGUGGCACCACCGGGGCGGCGGUGACCCCGGGGACCCCCGCGUCCCGACGCGGGCAGGGGGACAGGGAUGGGGCCGUCCCCGGGGCCACCGCCGAGGGGGGGUUCGUGGUCCAGGUGUGCCAGGAGCGGCUGCAGGUCACCCUGCGCGAGGACGUCACCCGAAAUCUGCUG